AUGGGCGACGCAGGAUAUGUGGUCGAGGAGCAAUGGCACUCACAACCACGACACAUGAGGGUUAUCUGCAUUGGAGCGGGAGCGGCUGGUCUGAUGGUGGCGUAUAAGUUUCAACGGAAUUGUCAAAACUUUGACCUUGUUCUUUACGAUAAAAACCCAGAAAUUGGAGGCACUUGGUAUGAGAAUCGGUACCCUGGGUGUGCUUGUGAUGUGCCAGCACAUGUCUAUACGUAUCCGUUCGAACCGAAUCCAAAUUGGUCUCAAUUCUAUGCUGGGUCAGCGGAGAUUCAUCAGUAUUUUGUGAACUUUGCCGAGAAGUACAAACUUAAUCAGUACAUUAAACUCAAUCACAAGAUAAGUUCAGCACAAUGGAUUGAGGAAAAGGGGAUGUACGAAGUUGAAAUCGAAACCAAUGAUGGCAAGGUUAAGGAUUGGGCGAAUAUACUUAUCAACGCCACGGGCACGUUGAACAACUGGAAGUGGCCAGAUAUUCCGGGUCUUCAUGACUUCAGAGGUACGCUUGUGCACAGUGCGAACUGGGACCCAAAAAUUUCCUAUGAAGACAAGAAGGUCGCAGUGAUUGGAACGGGAUCAUCUGCAAUCCAAAUCAUACCUCAAAUUCAACCCAAGGCGAAGCAACUGGUCACUUUUAUGCGCUCUGUGACAUGGAUAUCACCUCCUAUAGCAGAAGACAUGCUCAAGGACACGAGCGUAGAGGCAACCACCAUCGACACAGACGACCGGCCGCAACAUGGGUAUACUGGUGAGGAGAUUCAUCGAUUCAACCAAAAUCCAAAGGAGUUUCUCGCCUAUCGCAAAGAACUGGAAUGUAGGUUCAACACAAUGUUUGAUGUCUUUAUCGCCGGCUCAAAGGUAUCGAAACAGGCUCAGAAGGGGAUGAGAGAAGAAAUGCUUCGUCGCAUUGGGCCGGGCAAUGAGGAUCUCAAGCAACACCUGAUCCCGACGUGGCCCCCUGGGUGUCGUCGAAUGACUCCUGGUGAAGGAUACUUGGAAGCUCUGACGAAGAACAAUGUCACACGGGUCUAUGAGGAGAUCAAGCAAGUCACAGCCCAGGGACUAGAAGAUGCAACAGGUAAAAUGCACGAGGUGGACAUAAUUGUCGCUGCAACCGGGUUUGACGUGUCCUUCAAGCCACCAUUCAAAGUCCUUGGAGUUGGCGACGUUGACAUGUGCGAAGAAUUUGACCGAACAGGAAUUCCCAGUGUUUACUUGUCAAUGACAGUUCCCAAAUUUCCGAACUAUUUCACUAUCAACGGAUUCCGAGGUAGUUGGGCAACUGGCACAGCCUUGAACUCACAUGAGGCAUGCGUCAAUUACAUUGUUCAGUGCUUCGGUCGGAUUCAGAAUGAGAAUAUUCGAGCACUAGAGGUCAGACCAGAGACUGUGGAUAGCCUCUAUGAACACAUAGAUGAGUGGCACAAGUGUUCAGUGUGGAACGCGGACUGCAAGAGCUGGUACAAAAGCAACACUCCAGAACGCAAAUUGAUAGUCUGGGCAGGUUCGAAUCUGCAUUUCCUAAAAAGCCUCGAAUUCGUUCGGUGGGAGCAUUAUCAGUUCCGAUACAACACGAGAAAUCCGUGGGCAUUUCUAGGCAAUGGUCGGGUGAAGGCUGAAAUAUCAAAAGAUAUAGCAAAGCUGACACCGUACAUUCGUAAUACGGAUGAGCCCUGGAGCAUUGAAUAG
This is a messenger RNA of Exophiala bonariae, 1704 nucleotides long. RefSeq lists its product as uncharacterized. The record is from RefSeq and is a predicted model, not a curated record. The transcript has 6 exons. NCBI's taxonomy places the organism in Eukaryota, Fungi, Ascomycota, Eurotiomycetes, Chaetothyriales, Herpotrichiellaceae. Bases 1 to 1704 code for a protein of 567 amino acids. Gene Ontology annotation, molecular function: NADP binding; N,N-dimethylaniline monooxygenase activity; flavin adenine dinucleotide binding.